This is a messenger RNA of Vitis vinifera (wine grape), 4531 nucleotides long. Its product is annotated as ABC transporter G family member 42. Gene Ontology annotation, molecular function: ATP binding; ATP hydrolysis activity; ABC-type transporter activity. The coding region runs from base 94 to 4410 and encodes 1438 amino acids. Gene Ontology annotation, cellular component: membrane. The transcript is spliced from 22 exons. The record is from RefSeq and is a predicted model, not a curated record. Lineage: Eukaryota; Viridiplantae; Streptophyta; Magnoliopsida; Vitales; Vitaceae.
UAAUCCUUCUAAAAUUUGUUCUUGUACGUAGCUUCAUAAUCUAUAAGAAUCUCAAAAGCCUAGGGUUCUCAGAACUUCACGAGCCAGACCGCCAUGGACACUAUCAAUGGUGGUGCAGAAAGCCAGCCUCCCACUUCUUUUCCGGAGAAAGAUGAGGAAGAGGCUGUGAGAUGGGGUGCUUUAGAGAAGCUGCCAACAUAUGAUAGACUAAGAACCAGUAUACUGAAGAGUGUGGUGGAGGGGGAGAGUGAAGAGAAAAGUGGUAGGGUGGUCUACAAGGAGGUUGAUGUUGGAAAGCUUGAUGAGAGUGACAGAGAGAACUUCAUUCACAGGAAUUUUAAGGUUGCUGAUGAUGAUAAUGAGAAGUUCCUGCAGAGACUCAGAAAUCGUUUUGAUAGGGUUGGUGUGGAACUCCCAAAAGUUGAAGUUAGAAUCGAGAGGCUAAGGGUGGAAGUUGACUGCUACGUUGGAACAAGAGCUCUUCCAACUUUAACAAACACUGCUCGUAACAUGCUUGAAUCAGCUCUUGGUCUGUUUGGAAUCAUUCUGGCCAAGAGAACCAACCACACUAUUCUCAGAGACAUCUCUGCAAUCAUAAAGCCAUCCAGGAUGACUCUUUUGUUAGGGCCCCCAUCGUCCGGCAAAACAACCCUUCUGUUGGCGCUGGCCGGAAUGUUGGAUCAAAGCUUAAAGGUCAAAGGAGAAAUCACUUACAAUGGGUGCAAUUUCAAUGAAUUCGUGCCACAAAAGACGUCUGCAUACAUUAGCCAAAAUAAUGUUCAUCUUGGAGAGCUUACCGUUAAAGAAACUUUAGAUUAUUCAGCAAGAUUUCAGGGCAUUGGUUCUCGACGAGAACUCUUGACUGAGCUUGUGAAGAAAGAAGAGGAGAUUGGAAUAUUUACCGACACAAACGUGGAUCUUUUCUUGAAGGCAUGUGCAAUGGAAGGAGAUGAAAGCAGUAUCAUUACGGACUACAUUCUCAAGAUAUUAGGGCUGGAUGUAUGUAAGGACACGCUGGUUGGAAAUGAGAUGAUGCGGGGAAUUUCUGGUGGACAAAAGAAGAGAGUAACAUCAGGGGAGAUGAUAGUGGGACCGGCGAAGUUUCUGUUGAUGGACGAGAUAUCGACGGGCCUGGACAGCUCCACGACUCUGCAGAUAGUGAGAUGCAUGCAGCAGAUCGCACACUUCACUCACUCUACUGUAUUUAUGUCUCUGCUACAGCCUGAUCCUGAGACGUUCAAUCUCUUUGAUGAUGUUAUUCUCCUAUCGGAGGGUCAGAUUGUGUACCAGGGCCCAAGGGAGCACGUACUCCACUUCUUCCAGAAUUGUGGGUUCCAGUGCCCUGAGAGAAAGGGCACUGCGGACUUCUUGCAAGAGGUUACCUCAAAGAAGGAUCAAGAGCAGUACUGGGCAGAUUCCACCGAGCCCUACCGAUACGUAUCAGUCACCGAAUUCGCCACCCUGUUCAAGGCCUUCCAUGUCGGGCUGCAGCUGGAGGACGACCUCAAGCUCCCCUAUGACAAGAGCCAAUGUCACAAAUCAGCCCUUGUCUUCAAAAAAUGCACUAUCCCAAAAAUGCAGCUUCUCAAAACAUCCUUUGAUAAGGAGUGGCUUCUGCUAAAGAGAACCUCAUUUGUGUAUAUCUUCAAGGGCAUUCAGCUCAUCAUCGUUGCCUUCAUCGUUUCAACAGUCUUCCUCAGAACCACACUUGAUGUCUCAUACGAUGAUGGUCCACUCUAUAUAGGUGCAAUCAUAUUUUCCAUCAUCAUCAACAUGUUCAAUGGUUUUGCCGAGCUUUCCCUCACCAUCGCGAGGCUCCCCGUGUUUUACAAGCAUAGAGACCUUCUUUUCUACCCUGCAUGGGCUUUCACCCUCCCGAGUUGUCUUCUCCGAAUCCCCAUAUCGGUCGUGGAGUCUGUAAUUUGGACAGUCAUAGUGUAUUACACCAUAGGAUAUGCUCCUGAGACUAGCAGGUUUUUCAAGCAGAUGCUGAUGAUAUUUCUGAUUCAGCAAAUGGCUUCUGGGGUAUUUAGACUCAUAGGGGGAGUGUGCAGGAGUAUGAUUGUUGCCCACACUGGUGGAGCGCUUGUUCUUUUCAUUGUUUUCUUGCUUAGCGGUUUUAUCCUUCCUCUAGAUGAAAUUCCUAAAUGGUGGAACUGGGGGCACUGGAUUUCACCCCUAUCUUAUGGUUUCAAGGCCAUGACUAUCAAUGAAAUGCUUUCUCCAAGGUGGAUGAACAAACUGGGGCCGGACAAUUCUACUCUGCUGGGUGUAGCAGUUCUAGACAAUGUGGAUGUGGAAUCAGAGAGCUACUGGUACUGGAUUGGAGCUGCUUGUCUUUUGGGGUUCACCAUUCUCUUCAACAUUCUCUUCACCUUCUCGCUUAUGUACCUGAAUCCUCUUGGGAAGCCACAGGCUAUAAUAUCUGAAGAAGCUGCAAAAGAACAGGAACCCAACCAGGGAGACCAAACAACAAUGUCAAAGAGACAUUCUUCAUCCAAUACAAGAGAAUUGGAGAAGCAGCAAGUGAGUAGCCAACACAGUCCUAAGAAAACGGGCAUUAAGAGAGGAAUGAUUCUUCCAUUUUUACCUCUAUCCAUGUCCUUUGACAAUGUAAAUUACUAUGUGGACAUGCCCAAGGAAAUGAAGAGCCAAGGAGUGACAGAGCACAGGCUGCAGUUGCUUCGGGAAGUGACAGGAACAUUCAGGCCAGGAGUCCUUACUGCACUGAUGGGAGUUAGUGGAGCUGGAAAGACAACGCUGAUGGAUGUUCUAGCAGGAAGAAAAACCGGGGGUUACAUUGAAGGGGACAUUAGAAUAUCUGGGUUCCCCAAGAAACAAGAAACUUUUGCAAGAAUUUCCAGUUACUGUGAGCAGAAUGAUAUCCACUCUCCCCAAGUCACUGUUAUUGAAUCUUUGAUCUACUCAGCUUUCCUAAGGCUCCCUAAAGAAGUUCCUGACAAAGAAAAGAUGAUUUUUGUGAAUGAAGUGAUGGAGCUAGUCGAGCUCAGCAGCAUAAAAUAUGCACUAGUGGGGCUUCCAGGAGUCACAGGUUUAUCAACAGAACAGAGGAAGAGGCUGACAAUAGCUGUGGAACUUGUUGCUAAUCCUUCAAUCAUCUUUAUGGAUGAACCAACCUCUGGCCUUGAUGCAAGGGCAGCAGCUAUUGUGAUGAGGACGGUGAGGAACACAGUGGACACUGGAAGAACUGUUGUCUGCACAAUCCAUCAGCCCAGUAUCGAUAUCUUUGAAGCCUUUGAUGAGCUGCUACUAAUGAAGACAGGAGGAGAGCUUAUCUACUCAGGACCAUUGGGUCAGAAUUCUCAUAAGAUUAUCGAAUAUUUUGAGGCAAUUCCCGGUGUCCUGAAAAUCAAGGAAAAAUACAAUCCAGCGGCAUGGAUGCUGGAAGUGAGCUCAGCCUCAGCUGAAGUCCAACUUGGAAUCAAUUUUGCAGACUACUUAAUAAAAUCGCCCCAAUAUCAAGAGAACAAAGCCCUAGUAAAGGAGUUGAGCAAGCCACCAGAGGGAGCAGAGGACCUCUACUUUCCCACACAGUACUCUCAGUCUACAUGGGGGCAGUUCAAAUCCUGCCUCUGGAAGCAAUGGUGGACCUACUGGAGAAGUCCUGAGUACAAUCUUGUUCGCUACUUCUUCAGCUUUGCAGCUGCUCUUGUGGUUGGCACCAUCUUCUGGCAUGUUGGCACUAAAAGGGAGAAUGCAACUGACCUAACAAUGGUCAUUGGAGCAAUGUACAUGUCUGUCAUGUUUGUCGGAGUAAACAACUGCAUGACAGUACAGCCAAUUGUAGCCAUUGAACGAACCGUGUUCUAUCGAGAAAGAGCAGCUGGAAUGUACCAUGCUUUCCCAUAUGCCAUUGCACAGGUGGUAGCUGAAAUACCAUAUGUUUUCGUUCAAGCCACAUACUAUUCAGUCAUAGUGUAUGCCCUGGCAUGCUUCCAAUGGACACUGGCAAAGUUCUUCUGGUUCCUCUUCAUCACCUUCUUCUCCUUCCUCUACUUCACAUACUAUGGAAUGAUGACAGUUUCCAUCACAGCAAAUCAUGAAGAAGCAGCCAUAGUAGCUUCAGCUUUUGUUUCACUCUUCACCCUCUUCUCAGGCUUCUUCAUCCCCAGACCUAGAAUUCCCAAGUGGUGGGUAUGGUACUAUUGGAUAUGCCCAGUGGCGUGGACAGUAUACGGAUUGAUUGUGUCACAGUAUGGGGACAUGGAGGAGACCAUCAACGUGGCUGGGAUUGAGCCAAGCCCAAGCAUCAAAUGGUAUGUGGAAAGCCACUUUGGGUAUGAUCUGGAUUUCAUGGGGGCAGUUGCUGGCAUUUUGGUAGGCUUUGCUGUCUUCUUUGCCUUCUUGUUUGGGGUCUGCAUCCAGAAAUUGAACUUCCAACGGAGGUAGCUGAAGAUCUAUAAAUACAGGGAUGACUGAUUUUUGUAAAUAUUUUGAGAGAAAAUUAAUGCAUUAAGGUAUCAUAGUCAUAAUUUCUUAUUUGUAUAGGAGUAGAGUUUUUUUUUAAUUU